Alligator sinensis (Chinese alligator) is the source of this 3370-nucleotide messenger RNA. It is a transcript of the gene POC1B, whose product is annotated as POC1 centriolar protein B. Lineage: Eukaryota; Metazoa; Chordata; Crocodylia; Alligatoridae. Gene Ontology annotation, cellular component: centriole; ciliary basal body. Gene Ontology annotation, biological process: cilium assembly. The transcript has 11 exons. The record is from RefSeq and is a predicted model, not a curated record. Gene Ontology annotation, molecular function: protein binding. The coding region runs from base 26 to 1402 and encodes 458 amino acids.
GCAACACUACUGUAGAGUGAGUGAAAUGAGGACGGUGAAACCUAGCAGAAAAGCUUCCUCUUCUUUGGAUAAGUUUCUUAUGAUAUGGAAUUUGAAACCACAGUCCAGAGCUUUUAGAUUUGUGGGUCAUGUGGAAGCAGUGAAUAGCGUACAGUUUUCACCAGAUGGACAACUACUGGCCUCAGCUUCUCAAGACCGUACAGUUAGACUGUGGGUUCCGUGUAUUCAUGGAGAAUCUUCAGUCCUAAAAGCCCAUACUGCAGCUGUCCGUAGUGUGAACUUCUCACAUGAUGGCCACUUUCUAGUUACAGCAUCCAACGACAAGUCAAUAAAAAUGUGGAGUGUUCACCGUCAGCGGCUUUUGUUUUCUUUGUCCCAGCAUACGCACUGGGUUCGCUGUGCCAAAUUUUCACCAGAUGGAAGAUUAAUAGCAUCUUGCAGUGAAGAUAAAACUGUUAGAAUCUGGGAUACAACAAAUAAAGUGUGUGUCGAUAGUUUCACAGACUAUGAAGGAUUUGCCAAUUUUGUGGAUUUCAAUCCAAGUGGUACGUGUGUAGUUUCUGCGGGUGCUAAUCAUACAGUGAAACUCUGGGAUAUUCGAAUGAACAAGUUACUGCAGCAUUACAAAGUUCACAGAGCAGAAGUGAAUUGUGUAUCAUUUCAUCCUUCUGGUAACUAUAUCAUCACUGCUGCUUCUGAUGGCACCCUUAAGAUUAUGGACCUUUUGGAGGGAAGACUCAUAUAUACACUCCAUGGACACAAGGGACCUGUCCUUUCCGUGGCCUUUUCAAAAGGUGGAGAAAAAUUUGCAUCAGGCGGAGCUGAUUCUCAGGUCUUGCUGUGGAACACAAAUUUUGAUGCAUUCAAUCGCAAGGAAGUUCUUAAACACCACCUUAGAAGAACACAUACUGAUGAUCCACCCCACCUUCUUGAUAUUUAUCCAAGAUCACCUCAUCCCCACAAUGUGAAAUCUCAGUCAAUUGAGAUCAGUCCUAACUUUGAUGUGACUGAUUUACAAACGCUUGAUCCACCUGUCAUAGAUAUCGGUUCUUCCUCAUCUUUCAGUUCUCCGACAAGGACAGCUGGAUCUUCAAAUAGCAUUUCCAUGUUCAAGGAUGAUGUGAACAGUGAAGAUUCCCAGUAUCCUCCAGCCUCAUACUUUCCAACUAGCUCAAGAAGGAAGCUGGAGGAUGAGAAUGAAUCAGCUGUGUGUAGUACAGACAAGCAAACUGGCAUCUCCCCAGCUGUGGGUAAUGCUUUGGAGCAUAUAGUGGAGCAACUGGAUGUUUUGACUCUGACUAUUUCAAUCCUGGAACAGCGACUAACUUUGACUGAAGAUAAAUUGAAAGAGUGCCUAGAAAAUCAACAAAAAAUAUUACUACAAAGUAGGCAAGGAGAAUAAAAAGUAAAUGUGGUUGUUAUGUACUGAUGAAUAUAUUUCACAUAUUCUCAGGGAAUAAUAAAUGUUGUCUCAUUUAAUCUCACAAACUGUGCAAAGCAGAUUAGCCUCUCAUUUUAACCUAAAACUAUGAGAAGAAAAAUGAAAUUAGCCUAUACAAUAUAUGUUAAAGAUCACAAGUCAACAUUUUUGUUAAUACAUUUAAUUUAAUGUAGUUUAAGGAUCAUUACCCUUUUUUGGGUGAUUUUCACUGACAGUCACUAGGCUAGGAUUUCACCCUUUGUUAUUUUACAGCCCUUCAUCCUCGUGCUCUGCUAAUUUGCAGCCUAUACUUAAACAUUGUUCUCCGUUAAAAUGACAUAAAUUAAACAGCUCUUUAAGUCAGCUCAGGAUUAGAGCCUAAAGCUGUAGAUGGAUUUAACAAUUAUAUUGAUAUCAAAAGGUAUUGAUACAAGUGUUUAUGAUCAAGGUGUUACAUCUGCACAAUCCUGUAGUGAUGCAAGUGAAGCAAAACUGCUCCAGCUUUAACCUUUCCUAAUUCAGGUUCAAACUUAGGGUGCUAUAGCUCUCUUAUAUGGCAACAGCCUCAUACAGACAUAAGUUAGAUGGUAACAGCUGUUGUGCACUCCUGAGUAAUGGCUCCACAUCCCUUUUUAAAGCAGCUAAAAGGUAUGUGUAACCAUACCCUAAGCCAGUAAGGGUUUGCAUUUUUAGGGGUGGAUAUACAUAUUUGUAGUUCUUGGUGCAAUUGUAGCAACAAUUGUAAUUGUUAUGGUCUCUAACAUUUUUACAGUAGUAGAAAGGAGAUUUACAGCUGUAAAUAUGGAUUACCCAAUCAUUCUCUGAUAGGAACUCUCUAGUUUUGUUUUUUUGUAUCUUCAUGUUUUCAUUAAACAACAAUUACAGAACACCAGAGGUAUAAACAAGCAGUUACUGUGCCCUGGGCAACAGCAGUGGUGGUUGGGCUGAUAGCCACCACUGACAUUCAAGUGCUCCUUAAAAAUCAGCGCUGAGGGCUGGUUCCCCAGUCAGCCACCCCUAGUUAUGUUACUGCAGAACAUCUCUUCCAAGGGUUACAAUCCAAACUAAGCAACACUUACUUUCUGCACCUUCCUAAUUAGAGUGUGAGUUCUUAUUUUGCAUUUUGAAAAGUAAGACAAAGUGGAGAUCCUAUAAAUAAUGCAAAGUAAGACCCCAGCCCUGCAAUUAAAGCUAUGCAGAUGAAGCUCUUUUUCUCAUAUUGAGGCCCCGUUGAAGUUAGUGCAGCUUUGCUUGGAUAUGAGUCAACUCAUGCAGAUCUGAUUUCAGAAUUGGGUCCAUAGUGAUAACGAGCUAGUAAACUCUUGUCAUGAUCACACACUGCUGACUAAACAAAAUUAAUUGGUAUUUUUUUUAUAUUUGUUGACUAAACUAAUCAGAUAUUUACUGUUUGAUUUUUGUACUGUAUCUGUGGGUGGAGGAAGGAAUAUAGCAGAGAACUGGCUUUUCACUUUGGUUUUCAGCAUGCCCACAUAUUUCUAUGCAAUAGUAUAGCAGAAUUUCUUGCAUAAUGUCGUCAUUGCUGCAGUCGUAUCUAUAAGAUAUGACCUUUGAUUAUACAAUUAUUUAAACUUUGUGGGGCUUAUAAUAUGUGGCUGUGUAAAUGCUAUCGGAUGUACUUAGCUUUUUAUAUUUUGUAAUAAUCUUGCAAUCUUAUGUAAUACUGAGUUUUUAUUACUUGAUUGGGGCCAAUAAAAAGUGUAACCAUUUAAAUCUCAUGUCAAUUUCUCUUUUCUCCAAGUGAACAAUCCUGUUUACACAAGAAGGAUUUAGAGAAUUUGUGUUUUGGCUCUUCCCAGAUUUGACUCAAGAAUCAACAAGUAUUUUUUUACUGCUGUAUUUUUUUCAAUAUAAAAAGCAGUUGAAAUAUUUGAUAGAGAAUGCUGUAAAUAAAAAAUGCAUACAUUAUUACACAUGGACUAACAUUUCUGU